AUGCCGGACUUCAAGCGCAUAUUCCCCACCAUUACGGUGUUCAUCGCAUUUAUAAUCACCAUAUUAUGCCUCUUUGCUGGGACACAGAAGAACUUCCUAGAAAACGUUGACCUGUUGACGUUAUACACACCAGAAGGCAGUACCGACAGCACCGCGCACGAUUUUUAUUCCGUCCACAUCAUGUCCUAUUGUCAGGGGACAUUAGGAGCAGCCGAUCCCGGCGCCAAAGUCACACGCAACGUGACCGAAUGUUCGCAUCGCAAAAUCCUCUUCUCGUUCGAUCCGACCCAAGAGUGGCCGGAUGUCUCCCAUGGCGCGGACCUGGAGUGGCCGCGCGUGAUCAGCGACGACUUCCAUGCGUUUAGAAUGACCACUCGGUCGAUGGCAGUGUUAUACAGCAUAGGGGUUGGCGCGAUGGGAGCGGCGCUUUUGGUUAAAUUCUGGACCGCCGUUGCCCCCCGAGCCGGCCAGGGCUUAUUUGAAUGCGGGUUUAUGGUGCUUGGAACUCUCACAGUUAAUGUGGCAUCCAUCAUUGCGACGGUCCUGGCGUUUGAGUUUGUGGAUUUGAUUAAUGCCCACGGGAAGGGCUCGAAUGUCUCGGCCAAGUAUGGGGAGAAACUCCUCGGGAUGACCUGGGCGGCUGCGGGGCUACUCCUGGUGGGCAGUGCUGCUUGCUUUGUGAACGUAUUCGUUCGGCGGCCGGCUGCACCUAUUGAAAAGGCCCUGGACGACAUGGAGGGGUAG
This is a messenger RNA of Penicillium salamii, 744 nucleotides long. NCBI's taxonomy places the organism in Eukaryota, Fungi, Ascomycota, Eurotiomycetes, Eurotiales, Aspergillaceae. The record is from the annotation of a GenBank genome assembly.